This is a messenger RNA of Megalops cyprinoides (Indo-Pacific tarpon), 5349 nucleotides long. It is a transcript of the gene prkcha, whose product is annotated as protein kinase C, eta, a. Gene Ontology annotation, biological process: protein phosphorylation. The transcript is spliced from 14 exons. NCBI's taxonomy places the organism in Eukaryota, Metazoa, Chordata, Actinopteri, Elopiformes, Megalopidae. The record is from RefSeq and is a predicted model, not a curated record. Gene Ontology annotation, molecular function: ATP binding; diacylglycerol-dependent serine/threonine kinase activity. The coding region runs from base 569 to 2617 and encodes 682 amino acids.
GAAAGUGCAAAGCAGAUGCUGUUUGGAAGAAUCCGGAUUGUGCUACAACCCUGAAAGCCAUGCCAGACCUGAACAGAAAGACAGCGUUAAUUUGGGGUUAGUGUAACGCUACAUGUAUUAGUUUCGUAUGUGUGCACGCUUGCUAAUAACACCGAAACUCACUUCCCACUUGCGGAACUUGCGCUGCUCUUCCUCAUUUGUUGGUCUCGGCUCACAGUGGGUACACUGGUCUUACUGCGUUGCUUAGAGGACAGGCAAGAUUACACGCGCUGGACUCUAGGAGCGUGUGGGAAGCUCAAGUGGUUAAGUCGCAUAUUUGCACAACCUGCACCUGCUACAGGCAUUGUGAAAGGAAUUACUUGCGCCGUGACAUUGGAAUACAACUCCAACAAGAAAACGCAUCGGACAGAUUAAUAUUGGUAACUUUUUCCUGUGCGAUUUUUGACACAGCUAUCUUAAAACUGAUUAAACGAUCGAACAGAGUGAUAUAUUAAAAUAUUAAAGAUAAUGUUCAAUUAUCUUUAAUUUGUGAUCACUCAUUAGCAGGAUUACUUAAUAAGAAACGAAUAUGAAAUUCAACGGGUACCUGAAGCUCCGGAUUGGGGAGGCAGUGGACCUCAAACCAACAACCACCUCACUUCGGCACUCCGUUAUGUUCAACAAAACGUCUUCCACCCUGGAUCCUUAUCUUGUGGUCAAAGUGGACGAGUUCAAAAUUGGCCAGACACACACCAAGCAGAAGACCAACAUGCCAACUUACAACGAAGAGUUUUGCCUCAAUGUCAACGAUGGCAAGAAAAUUGAACUUGCAGUGUUUCACGACGCUCCUAUUGGAUACGACGACUUUGUCGCCAACUGUAUUAUUCACUUUGAGGACCUGAUCAAAACUUCCAACACGGAGGAAACCUUCGAGGGAUGGGUGGACCUGGAGCCAGAGGGCAAGGUGUACAUUGUCAUCUCUCUCACAGGCUCCUUCACUGAUGACGACGCCACGGGGAAUGACAGGCAGUACAAGCAGUUCACGCGGCAGCGGCAGGGGGCGGUGCGGCGGAGGAUCCACCAGGUCAACGGGCACAAGUUCAUGUCCACAUUCCUGCGCCAGCCCACCUUCUGCUGCCACUGCAAAGAGUUUAUCUGGGGAGUGUUCGGCAAGCAGGGCUACCAGUGCCAAGUGUGCACCUGCGUGGUCCACAAGCGAUGUCACCAGCUGGUUGUCACGACGUGUCCCCGAAUGAAGAAGCCGGCAAAGGAGGAGACCACCAACCAAGGCUUCAGCAUCAAUGUCCCUCACAAAUUCAACGUCCACAACUACAAGGUCCCCACCUUCUGUGACCACUGCGGCUCUCUUCUGUGGGGAAUUGUCAGGCAGGGCCUGCACUGCAAGAUCUGUAAGAUGAACGUGCACAUCCGCUGUAAGGGCAACGUGGCACCCAGCUGUGGCGUCAACAAUGUGGAGCUUGCCAAAAAGCUGGCUGAGAUGGGGCUGCAGCCGGGAGGGCUCUCCAAGCGCAACUCCAUGGGGAGCUCCCUAAAUGAAGGCAACUCCCGCGGCUCCAGCGUGCGGAGUGAGAGCAGGGCCAGCAGCACAGAGGCGGAGACCCGGCGUCUGGGCAUCUCAGACUUCACCUUCCUGCAGGUGCUAGGCAAGGGCAGCUUCGGCAAGGUGAUGCUGGCGCGUCUGAACAGUGUGGAGCGGGUGUUUGCGGUGAAGGUGCUGAAGAAGGACAUCAUUCUGCAGGACGAUGACGUGGAGUGCACUAUGACAGAGAAGCGGGUGCUGUCACUCGCUCGGUGCCACCCCUACCUCACACAGCUCUACUGCUGCUUCCAGACCUCGGACCGCCUCUUCUUUGUCAUGGAGUUCGUGAACGGAGGUGACCUCAUGUUCCACAUCCAGAAGUCUCGAAAAUUCGAAGAGGGGCGGGCACGGUUCUACACAGCUGAGAUCACCUCUGCCCUCAUGUUCCUGCACGCCAAGGGCAUCAUCUACAGGGACCUGAAGCUGGACAACGUGCUCCUGGACAAGGAUGGUCACUGCAAGCUGGCCGAUUUUGGCAUGUGCAAAGAGGGGAUGUUUGAAGGCGCGGCCACAGGGACCUUCUGCGGCACCCCGGAUUACAUUGCCCCAGAGAUCCUCCAGGAGAUGCUGUACGGGCCCUCAGUUGACUGGUGGGCACUGGGCGUGCUCCUGUAUGAGAUGCUCUCUGGCCAUGCCCCCUUCGAGGCGGAGAACGAGGAUGACCUCUUUGAGUCCAUCCUCAAUGAAGAGAUCGUCUAUGCUUCCUGGCUCAGCACGGACUCCGUGAACAUCCUCAAAGCUUUUCUGACCAAGAACCCUGCGCGCCGGCUGGGCUGCGUGGCGGCGGACGGCGGUGAGAACGCCAUCGUCAGCCACCCCUUCUUCACUGGCAUCGACUGGGAGAAGCUGAACCGCAGGGAGCUGGAGCCCCCCUUCAAACCCAGGAUUAAAACGCCAGAGGACGUGAAUAAUUUUGACCCAGACUUCACACGGGAAGAGCCCAUCCUCACACCCAUAGAGGACCCCAUGAUCCCCUCCGUCAACCAGGACGAAUUCCGAAAUUUCUCAUUCACCUCCCCUGAGCUGCUGGAGAUGUAGAGCCCCCUCUGAUAACCCUCUCUCUCUCUCCAUGUCUUUCAAUGCCUGUCUUUUUGAUCACCUCCAGCCCUCCUCGAUCUUCGCCCCCUGUCUGUUUUUGUCCCCCUUCGCUAUGAGUGUUCCCCUUUCACAAUCCUGCCUUUUUGCCCUGCCGUGUCCCUCUCUUCACAUGGGUCAGUAUGUAUCCCCAAAAACAACAAUGCACUGCAGUUUGGGCGCGCAGUACGCUGCAGAAAGAGCAUGUCACCCAGCUCCCUCAGGCAUGCAGAGCCAGAGAGAUCGACGCGCAGCACCCGGGACGGGCGGUGCCGUUGCCCCUGCAGCGCAGACUGGAGGAAGGGCAUCUCUGAUUGGAUCGCAUCAGCCCCAUCAGCAGCCUGAGGAGUCUGGGUGUCUGCUUUCCCGGGAACGGGCUGAAUGAACAGAGAUGUGCAGAUACUCUGGACCACACGCUCUCCUCUUUACAGAGGAGCUUUUGCAUUCGAGUCCUCUUUUCUUUUCAGGAGUCAAUCUCCUGAUCUCCUCCACUUUCCUUUGUAAGCCUCCUUUCUGCUGAGGUGUGGUUGUAACUUGCCCUGUACAUGUCAAAACAGCGCUGACGGAAUUUGCAUUCUGCAACUUUAGGCUGAAUACAGGCAUGUUUGUGAACCUUGUGUUUUCCCCUUGCUGCCCAUUGCCUCAGUCUCAGGUUCCCACAGCGCCAGGCUCUCGUGUAUCUUCCAAAAGAGGCAGAGAACUGAAUGCGGGUGCUCGUAUCAGCUGUGACUUUUUGUUGAUACCACUGCAAACAAAGUACAAAACUAGGUGUAUCCUACAUCACCUGAGCUUGUCCCAAAGAAAAUUACAUCUUGCAGGAGUCUGCCUUGUGUCCCAGGCCACCACAGAGAGCCAGAGUGGAUCAUUUUUUUAAAAAAAAGGCCAACUACUGGGUGGGUCUGUGGUAGCCAAGACUUCCUGUAAGGGUAAGGCUACUCAUUAAAAUCCCAUGGAAGGGUCUUGUGAAAUAGUUUUUCAAUGAUGCGACACUCAGUGCCAGAUUACUAACAUGAGUAGAGGAAAUAAAGUGCCAGAUGUCUUCUCUGGUCAUUAUGAAGAGAAGAAAAUUCUAGAAAAGGGGCCUUGUUUUGGACACUGGAUGUGCAGUUGUGGUCACAACAGUAAACCUCAUCUGUAUCUGUGUUAGUUAAUAGCACCCAAUAGUCCAGCCCUCCCUGUGGUUACUUAGAACUUGUGCCUCAUGCUGGUCUUUUGUACUAUCCUCAUGGCCAUGCAUUCACCCAAAGAUGAAGCAACUGAUGGAAUACUAUUGGUGAAUUGAUUAAACAUAUUAUUUCAUUCACAAGGUUCCACCCCAAUGACCACUUGUCUCAUUAUGUGUGGUGUUAAAUAUUGUAGUAUGUGGUGACGGGUGGGAAUCUCAGUUGUAAUGACUUACAUGCUGUAAUAUUCUAGUCCUUGAUCUGACUGGCAAACAGUCCUAUUUGGCUAAUUAAAAAGGAAAGAUGAAACUAAGCUCAGGAAUAUAUAUGUGCUAUAUAUUACAGAUUCCAUACAUGCUGGGAUAGACAAGCAGCACAGUUCUUUCAUGUAGCUACUUUUCUUACUCAUGAAUAACUGUGCUGGCCCUAAAGCUUCAUUUAUUCUAACGAAGGGGAAGUUCAUCUUAGGGGAGGAGUUCAAUUAACUGUAAAAGAACAGUAUGUAGAUGGGAUUCAUUUAAUAAAAAAUGUGAUUUAUUUAUUUGUAUACAUUGUCAAUCAGAAUACAGAAUUAUGUAGUCUUGGUAAAUCUCAAUGAAUGUGAAUCUAACAUACAUUUUUGACAGUAAGUAUUAAAGCACACAGUCUUUCAGGUUUUGCUGUUUUAACUGUCCAUCAGGUUUUCGCUUGAGAUUCUGUGUGUGGGACAGAACUUGCCUGCGCAGAAUGUACAGUAGUGUUACGCGUCAUUUUCACUCUUCAGAGGAGCGUAGACUUGUAUGUCUGUAAAUAAGUGCUUUUUUUAUAGUACCGAUGAAGCGAGCGUUGAAUCAAAUUUCCUGUGGUAAAGCCCUGUUAGCCACCAGCUACCUGCUGCCUCCUCCCAGCUCAGGGACGACUCACUCAGUGCGGCUUGGUGAGUCCCUGAGUGACGUCUCCUAGUUUGUGUGAGAUAACGAGCGGGGUGAGUGUGUUUGCACUCUUGCUCUGGCUGAGGUGUCGUGCCAAUUAACCCGUCAAUGCAGCGGCAGCUACGGAAAAAAUGUAACAUAACAAGAGCUCAAUAAAAUUCAGAUUUACGGGGCUGUGUUGUUUGUUUUGUGGUUAUUCAUUUGUGCUUCUGUGUUUUCAUAUCACACUUUCAUAUCAUCACAUUUAAUAACUUUAAUCCCACUGCACAUCAAAAAAUUUUCUUCCAUUAUAUUCCCUUUGUGUGUAUGUCUGUAUCUUCCUUUUGUGUGUAUGUGCCUUUUUUCCAUCGCUCAAUUGACAGGGUCCUCAAAUGCCAUUUAAGAACCCAUCUGUCAAAGAGCAAAUAUAAACUCCUAUCAGUCACUCAAUAAUUCAUCGCCUGUGGCAUUGAAAUGCCCGGGCACGCAGACAAAAGCUAGACACACUUCGGACAUGAAUAUUUCAUUCUGAGGAAAUAACCAUGUCGCUCUGCCAUCACAGAGGAGCUGGACCUUGCUCUGCUCUUUGGUCUGACUGAAAGACCUCACACAGAAUCGAAAAGUCUUCCUCGGCGUGGCCUCU